Messenger RNA from Cebus imitator (Panamanian white-faced capuchin), 5259 nucleotides. RefSeq names its product FYVE, RhoGEF and PH domain containing 4 (gene FGD4). NCBI's taxonomy places the organism in Eukaryota, Metazoa, Chordata, Mammalia, Primates, Cebidae. Bases 1552 to 3852 code for a protein of 766 amino acids. Gene Ontology annotation, cellular component: cytoplasm. Gene Ontology annotation, biological process: cytoskeleton organization; filopodium assembly. The transcript has 18 exons. Gene Ontology annotation, molecular function: metal ion binding; guanyl-nucleotide exchange factor activity. The record is from RefSeq and is a predicted model, not a curated record.
AGGUGCACACCAUCACACCUGGCUAAUUUUUUAAAAAAAUGUCUGUGGAGACCAGGUCUCACUAUGUUGCUCAGGCUGGUUCUGAUGAUGGACGUUUUGAGUGCCUAUAGUUUAUAUGUUCUAGAUUUAUAGCUUACCUCUAACAGUUGGUUUGGUGUGGUAUAUUUGGUUUUCAGUCAAUUUGAUCUUCCAGUGACUUAAUCUCUGAUUCCUUCAUGAGGACCAGGCGUGGGCAAUUGUUCCUGCAGAAUCAGUAUUUAACCUUCAUAUGCUGAAACAGAUUCAACACAGUAGAUAGUAUAAAACUAGGAUGUUUUAAUCCUAUAAUUGGGUAAAACUCUGGAUGAAAAUUUAAUUUUUUUUCUUUAUUUUUUUUUUAGAUGAAAAUUUUAUGUCCAGCACCACCUGUCCUCACAAAAUUCAAUUAACGCACUAAAAAUGAAUGUAUGUUUGCCCAGAAAUUAAUUUAUAACACAGUUGAUUUUUGAAAACUUUAUUUUUAAACUAAGAUUUUUUUUUCAAAUUUGAAUAUUAGAUCUGUUUUAAAAAAUCCCCAUAAAAGCAGUUUCAGUUCUUAUGUGGAUUGCAAAUCAUGAAACAACUUGCUGAUGAAGCUUAGAUUUCUGGAAUGCUUUAUUUUUAAAGUUAACUUUGAAGUUUUAUUUUCUGUUUGUCACGUCCAGCCUCUUGUGACCUUUCUCCCUGAAUGAACAGAGUUAGCUCUCUGAAAUGUCAGGAGUUUGUAACACCAAGGGUAAAUUUGCUGGAAAGCUUUUAGUUGGGCUGCAUUGCCUUGUUUAAAUAGCCGAACACCUGCUAGGCAAGCCCUGCACAUGUGAGUGGCUAUAUAUGUUCCUUCCUUUAGGAUUUGCAAGGCUGGAGCACAAAGACAGCGAUUGUUACCCAAUAAGCAGUAGUCACACACUUCUACCAAUCGCCUUAGGAGGGCUGGUUACCAUGGAAUCCACCAUCUGUUCACUCCCCACCGGAAUGUGAUUAUCAUUGUGGGCUUGGAACUGGGGAAAGCAGGGGAGCCUGUGCUGGGUGAAAUUAUCUGCAAUGGACUGGGUUAAUGGGAAGCUUGCUUUGGCUCACUGGAAGAAUAAAUGAAGGGAGUUUUACUUCAACCAUUUGCAAAUUCUGGCCAAGAGGAAUAAAUUUAGCUUUUAUAAGGCAGCAGUACCUGUCCAAAGAUCGCUUUAGUUCCACCUUGUUUCAUAAGCAGCACAACCACACUGGUUGAUGAGAAUGUAUCUAAAGAAGAGGCUCAGGGAAUAAAUGGGAACAGGCCAGCAAAACACUCAGCUGCAAGUCCAAAGCCACAAGGCCAGUGAGCAUGAGCCAACUGUCAGCUGAGUUUAUAAAAGAGACGAGAUCACUAAAAACCAGGGAAACCAGCUGAGGGAAAAUGGGGCAUGUAAUUAGGAGGCGACAUGAUUUCUCAUCCUUCUUCCAGAAGUGCCUCCAAAGCCAUUACACCUGCAGAAUUCACCUUCGUCCAAUAUACACCAAACCCCCAAGCAUAAAGCUUUACCUAGUGCAAAACCAAGGAUGGAGGAAAUUAAACCUGCCUCUGCUUCUUGUGUCUCAAAAGAAAAACCCAGUAAAGUAUCAGAUCUCAUCAGUCGCUUUGAAGGAGGCAGCUCAUUAUCAAAUUAUAGUGAUUUGAAGAAAGAUUCUGCUGUGAACCUAAAUGUUCCUAGAACCCCGGGAAGGCAUGGAUUGACAACCACACCUCAGCAAAAACUCCUGUCCCAGCACUUGCCACGGAGGAAGGGCAAUGAUACAGAUCAGACUCAGGGUGCACAGACUUGUGUGGCCAACGGUGUAAUGGCAGCACAAAACCAGAUGGAAUGUGAGGAGGAGAAAGCUGCCACUUUUAGCCCAGAUAUUUCUAUUCAGGCCUCUGAACCCUUGCUUGAUACGCACAUAGUGAAUGGAGAAAGAGAUGAAACUGCCACGGCUCCUGCAUCACCCACAACAAAUGACUGCGAUGGAAAUGCUUCUGGCAGUAGCUACAGGACUCCAGGCAUAGGCCCAGUGCUCCCCCUAGAAGAAGGAGGGGCAGAAACUGAAGCCAAGGUACAAGAGAGGGAAAAUGGGGAAAGCCCUCUGGACCUGGAGCAGCUGGACCAGCACCAUGAGAUGAAGGAGACUAAUGAGGAAAAACUUCACAAAAUAGCCAAUGAACUUUUGCUUACCGAAAGAGCUUAUGUCAACCGGUUAGACCUCUUAGAUCAGGUAUUUUAUUGCAAACUGUUGGAAGAAGCAAACCGAGGCUCAUUUCCAGCAGAGAUGGUGAAUAAAAUCUUUUCUAAUAUUUCAUCAAUAAAUGCCUUCCAUAGUAAAUUCCUCUUGCCAGAGCUGGAGAAACGAAUGCAAGAAUGGGAAACUACCCCUAGAAUUGGAGAUAUCCUUCAGAAAUUGGCACCAUUUCUUAAGAUGUAUGGAGAAUAUGUGAAAGGAUUUGAUAACGCAAUGGAAUUGGUUAAGAACAUGACAGAACGUAUUCCCCAGUUCAAAUCAUUGGUUGAAGAAAUUCAGAAACAAAAAAUCUGUGGGAGCUUAACUUUGCAGCAUCACAUGCUAGAACCUGUUCAGCGGAUUCCCCGGUAUGAGAUGCUCCUUAAGGACUAUCUAAGGAAAUUGCCUCCUGAUUCCCUGGACUGGAAUGAUGCUAAAAAAUCACUUGAAAUUAUAUCUACAGCAGCAAGCCAUUCUAAUAGUGCAAUAAGAAAAAUGGAGAACCUAAAGAAACUCUUAGAGAUUUAUGAAAUGUUGGGUGAAGAAGAAGACAUUGUAAACCCUUCAAACGAACUAAUAAAAGAAGGACAGAUCCUCAAACUAGCUGCUCGGAACACAUCAGCACAAGAACGCUACCUUUUCUUAUUCAACAACAUGUUGCUGUACUGUGUGCCCAGAUUCAGCUUGGUAGGCUCUAAAUUCACAGUUCGAACCAGGGUUGGCAUUGAUGGAAUGAAAAUUGUGGAGACUCAAAAUGAAGAAUAUCCACAUACUUUCCAGGUAUCUGGGAAAGAGAGAACACUGGAACUGCAGGCCAGUUCUGCACAAGACAAAGAAGAAUGGAUCAAGGCCCUUCAAGAAACCAUCGAUGCUUUUCAUCAAAGGCAUGAAACCUUCAGAAAUGCAAUUGCAAAGGAUAAUGACAUUCAUUCAGAGGUUUCUACUGCUGAGCUAGGGAAAAGAGCCCCAAGAUGGAUCCGAGAUAAUGAAGUGACAAUGUGUAUGAAAUGUAAAGAAUCUUUCAAUGCACUGACGCGAAGGAGGCAUCAUUGUCGAGCAUGUGGAUAUGUGGUUUGUUGGAAAUGCUCCGACUACAAAGCUCAACUUGAAUAUGAUGGAGGUAAAUUGAACAAAGUUUGUAAAGACUGUUAUCAAAUCAUAAGUGGAUUCACAGAAAGUGAAGAAAAGAAAAGGAAAGGAAUUUUAGAGAUUGAAUCAGCAGAAGUAUCUGGAAACAGUGUGGUGUGCAGCUUUCUUCAGUAUAUGGAGAAGUCGAAACCUUGGCAGAAAGCUUGGUGUGUGAUCCCCAAGCAAGACCCCCUUGUGCUGUACAUGUAUGGUGCCCCCCAGGACGUCAGAGCCCAGGCCACCAUUCCACUUCUGGGCUAUGUGGUAGAUGACAUGCCACGGAGUGCAGACCUGCCACACAGUUUCAAACUGACCCAGUCUAAGUCUGUGCACAGCUUUGCUGCAGACAGCGAGGAACUGAAGCAUAAAUGGCUGAAAGUCAUCCUUUUAGCUGUCACAGGUGAGACACCAGAUGGUCCAAAUGAGCAUCCAGGCACCUUGGAUGAUCAUCCUGAACCUAAGAAAAAAUCAGAAUGCUGAACUCAUCCAGGACCAGCCAUAGUGCAGAGGUCUCAAGAUGUAAAGCUCAAGACAUUCCCAGCUCUUCAUACUCAUCUGCUAGCACUUUAUGUUGAAGAAUACAGGCUCAUAAAUGCAUCAGUUGAGGACUAUUUUCCUAUGUUUAUGUACUCCUAACGAAAGUAGUGUACAGAGUCAUUCUACCGAUAAAGUUUUGAAAUAAUGUGAAAACUGGAUCAUUUUUUGAGCUAUUCCUUGAAUAUGUGCUUUUUUGUCUUGAAGAAAAUGGUAUCAGUUGAUUCUGUCACUGUCAGGUUAGAAUGAGCACUUUCAUUUAAGAAAUCCUUUAAUAUGUUCUUCUCUUUCACAUGUAGGACCUGUAACAGUUUGAAAGAUAUACCUCCAUGUUGCCAAAAUAGAUCCACGGUGAAAAAUACAGGGACAGUUUAGGCUAUUGUAUUAACUUAUUUAAUUUAGUUUAUAAAUCUCUAGCUGCAUAAAUGGUGUCUGUUCUUUUAAAACAAAAAGGACAAUUGUUGGUGUUCAGAUUUUCAAUUUAUGAAGAAAAGAGAACUUGUUUUGUAGAAAUACUUCUAAGAAUAUCUUAAGUAUAUAGUAAUUAUGUAUAUAUAGUAUUAAAUAUAUAUAUAUAUACUAUACAUGCUUUUCUCUUUAGCUUUGGGUUCACAUUCAUUUCUAAUUUAUUUUUUAAAUAUAAAGCAUGGUUUAUCUUGGAAUUCAGCAAUGUUCUAAACUGAAGAAAUGUUUUGGUGAUUUAUGUUUAACUGAUUGGCAUUUGAGGGUAUUGAUAUUUUUAUAAGUGGUAAUUUAUGUGGCAUGGGAUAUAUUUGUGAAUUCCAACAGUACUUUUAAAGUACCAUCUUUUGUUUCUGUGCCUAUUUAAAACAGUGCCUCUCUUAGAAGGUGCUAUUAAUGUAAGAUGAGGGUUCAGUUAUAAGCUUCAGUCUUGAUUAUUUUAAGAUUAAAGUGCAUUUCAGUCACUGGGACAGUCAAAGUCAUGUAGGUUGUUUUACCUUUUAUGAUCCUAAAAUUGUUGCAGUAGUUAACAUCAGCAUGUACAGAAAUUUUCACCAAAACCCAAACUUAGGAGACACCCGACCCUUUUACAGAACUAGGAUAUGUGGAACCCACGUUCAUUGUAAUGUUUUUCUUUUCCAUAAGGUAGUCAAGCAUGGUUAAAUGAGGACCCUCUAUAUACUGAACACUUAAGAUCUGUGUGGCCCAUUCCUUUGUCAGAAUGAAACAAAAUCCACCUGGGAUAACCCAUGUUUGGGGCAGGGGCUGGUCACAUGAUUCCUUGUCAUGAAGGCUGCGCUACACUGUGUUGUACCUCUGAUUAAAAUCUCACACUAAGUUUACUAUUUAACUUAAUCCUUUUCUCAAAUUAAACAUUUUUUUAUAUUGUCA